Molecule: messenger RNA, 957 nt
Organism: Striga asiatica
Lineage: Eukaryota; Viridiplantae; Streptophyta; Magnoliopsida; Lamiales; Orobanchaceae
Source: the annotation of a GenBank genome assembly
AUGCAGCACCCCACCAAUAAAAUACAAACUGUCAUCCGCCAUGAACGAAGUCCACGGCACACUAAACAAAUUCCGGUACCCAACAGCCUUACCACCCGUAAACGUGUAAUUCCCUUUGUACUUGCUCACAUAAUCCUCCGUGGGCCUCGAGCGGGCGGCAAACUCAUAAUCGACCGCGAAGGUGACGGACCCUUUUUCUUGCAUCCCAAGAAACAGCCCGAAACAGUGGUACGAGCCCUGCUGGUCCAUGUUGCAGUGCGCGGACAGAAAAAACCCCUGCCCGCCCAAGUGGAACGCCUGCGAAUAAACCCUCCCGGAGGGAAACAGGCUAGCGCACUCCCCACGCGUCAGGUCCAGGUACACCACGCACUGCUGACGUGGCGAGUCGAGCUCGACCACCUUGACGGGCCGGUACUUGUAGGCCCGUUCUGGGAGGAGGGCGAGGGCCCGUUGCCGGUGAGGGGGCUCGGAUUUGAAGAAGAGGGCUUCGAGGACGACACGCGUGGCGUAGUCACGGUCGAGGUCGGGGCAGGCGAGGACUUUUUUCAGCUUGCGGCAAGUCAUGUGGGGGAAUCGGAUGUGUGGGCCCACGCGCGAGGACAGGAUUGUGCGGCGCUCGUCGGGGUCCGCGUGGUGGGUGCGGGCCCACUUGAGGGCGAGGUCGUAAACGGCAUCCUCGGAGGCUACCUGGAGAUCGUUGCUGGCAAGGAUGGCUUCGAUUCCGGCAAGGGGGAGUUUCAUUAUUUCAUCUUGGUACCUGUUCAAGAUUCGGGAGUCAUAGGCAGAUUUCUUAGGCGGCGGCUGCAAUAUCUCAUGCAAGAAGCCACCUCGAAUUUGUCGGCAGCCAUGAGCACAUCGAGUAGAGCAGUAGUUGUAUUGGCAGCCAAGGUAUUGCUAUACAUGAAAUUCAGGAGCUCCAUAAGAGCAUUUUCCUCUGUUUCACAGGGAAUCGAGUUA